UCGAAGGCCUUUCAAGCUCCCUCUGUUCGACUCUCGCGACGUGGGCCCGCCUAACCAUCUUCCUCUUCUUCAUCUUCCUCCUACAAAAGAAGCAUACAUCUGCAACCAUGCCUGGUGGAGGAGUUGUUGCCGUUACCGGCACGACCGAUGUCAAUCGUGUCGAGGCGCCCGUCACCGUGAGGGCCUACCUCAUCGUCGCUUUCGCGGCGUUUGGUGGUAUCUUCUUCGGAUAUGACACUGGUUGGAUGGGUGGUGUCCUUGCCAUGCCCUACUUCAUCAAGCAAUACACCGGCAUGGACUAUCCUGAGGACACCGGUCUGGAAGGCCAAGCAUUGAAAGACUACACUGCUAGCUUUGUUGUCAGCCCUGCGCACACUUCGCUCACGACCUCGAUUCUGUCUGCUGGUACCUUUUUUGGUGCUAUCAUGGCUGGUGACAUUGCCGACUUCAUUGGUCGUCGUCUCACCAUCAUCAUGGGCUGCCUCAUCUUCGUCGUCGGUGGUAUCCUUGAGACUGCUUCCACUGGUCUCGGUGUUAUGGUCGCUGGUCGUCUCAUUGCUGGUUUCGGUGUCGGUUUCAUCUCGUCCAUCGUCAUCUUAUACAUGUCCGAGAUUGCUCCCAAAAAGGUUCGUGGUGCCGUCGUUGCUGGCUACCAGUUCUGCAUCACCAUCGGCAUCCUGCUCGCCAACUGCGUUGUAUACUCCACUCAGAACCGCAAGGACACUGGUUCUUACCGUAUCCCUAUUGCCGUACAGUUCCUCUGGGCCAUCAUCCUUGGCGUUGGCCUCAUGCUGCUCCCUGACUCGCCCCGUUUCUUCGUCAAGAAGGGAAAGCUUGAUAAGGCCGCUGCUGCACUCGCCCGUGUCCGUGGCCAGCCUGUAGACUCUGAAUACAUCCAAGACGAACUUGCUGAGAUCAUCGCCAACCACGAGUAUGAGAUGUCCAUCAUUCCUCAGACCAGCUACCUUGGAUCGUGGAAGGCUUGCUUCAAGGGCAAGAUCAGCGCACCAUCUUCCAACGCCCGCCGCACCACCAUGGGUAUCUUCAUGCAGAUGAUGCAGCAGCUCACUGGUAUCAACUUCAUCUUUUACUUCGGCCCCAUCUUCUUCAAGCAGCUUGGCACCAUCUCGAACCCUUUCUUGAUCUCUCUCGUUACGACUCUUGUCAACGUCUUGUCCACUCCCGUCUCGUUCUGGGCGGUCGAGAGGAUUGGUCGCCGUAAGAUGCUCAUCGGCGGUGCUGCUCUCAUGGUUAUCUUCCAGUACAUCGUCGCCAUCAUUGGUGUCACUGCUGGAGCGCCUGGAAAGAACAACCCGAACGCCACCAAGGCGAUGAUUGCCUUCAUCUGCUUGAACAUCUCCGCUUUCGCCAUUACCUGGGGUCCCUGUGCCUGGAUCGUUAUUGGUGAAAUCUUCCCUCUCACCAUCCGUUCCCGUGGUGUCGGUCUCUCCACCGCCUCCAACUGGUUCUGGAACUGCAUCAUCGGCGUCAUCACUCCCUACCUCGUCGCCGACCAGCCGCACUCCGCCAAGUUGGGCUCCAAGGUGUUCUUCAUGUGGGGCAGCCUCUGCGUUAUCUCCUUCCUCUUCGCCUUCUUCUUCGUCCCUGAGACCAAGGGUCUUACCCUCGAGCAGGUUGACAAGAUGUUGGAGGAGAGCACUCCUCGUACUUCUGGAAAGUGGAAGCCCCACUCCACGUUCGCGGCCGAGAUGCAUCUCGCCGAAAAGCACAUCGAGGUCCCCGUCAGCACCAAGGAGGUUCACGAGCCCAAGUCCGAAGUUUAAGCUCUCGCUCUAUCGCCUCUUGUAUAACGCGUUACGGUUGGGUUCACGUCGGGACGUAGGAAUGAACGGAUGCACAUGCCUAGUGCACGUGAUGUUGUGUAUGUAAUAGUGAGAAGCCUCAUCGACUGUGGUGGAUCGCGUAUAUCGAUAGUCAAUUAUUAUACCACGGAGCUGGCGUAUGCCUGUCUCCUCUGCUC
Messenger RNA from Paraphaeosphaeria sporulosa, 1981 nucleotides. Its product is annotated as general substrate transporter. NCBI's taxonomy places the organism in Eukaryota, Fungi, Ascomycota, Dothideomycetes, Pleosporales, Didymosphaeriaceae. The record is from RefSeq and is a predicted model, not a curated record. Bases 108 to 1784 code for a protein of 558 amino acids. Gene Ontology annotation, cellular component: membrane. Gene Ontology annotation, biological process: transmembrane transport; carbohydrate transport. Gene Ontology annotation, molecular function: carbohydrate:proton symporter activity. The transcript has 3 exons.